Homalodisca vitripennis (glassy-winged sharpshooter) is the source of this 1484-nucleotide messenger RNA. Its product is annotated as GPN-loop GTPase 2-like. Gene Ontology annotation, cellular component: cytoplasm. The record is from RefSeq and is a predicted model, not a curated record. Gene Ontology annotation, molecular function: GTPase activity. Lineage: Eukaryota; Metazoa; Arthropoda; Insecta; Hemiptera; Cicadellidae.
CACGUCUGCGGACAAGCACAUUGGGACACUCGUAUCGUAGUGGUCUUAGUUGUUGUUGUUAGUCGUUUACUUACUGUCACUUUUCGUUAUUCUAACCGGGUAAUGGACUGAUAGAAUGAAUCAAUGAAAAUUCAACAAGUUGUGAUUUUUCAAAAUGAGCUUUACAACAGUGGGUUUACUUAUUGAUGGCGUUAAAACUGACAUUGCUGUUUCAGAAUUUGUAGAUAGUUACUUCAUUGUGUUGACCCAGUUUGAGAAGUUGGGAGCCAUUGUCUCUGUGAAAAAGGACUCGUUUCAGACAAUCGAGGGGGAGCAGACAGUCUACAGUAUUAAGACGGACUUUGGGGACGAGGAAGGCCCUGGCCAGAUUGUAGCUCGUUAUUUGGUCGAACAGCUAAACAUCUCCAAACCUGUCGUGUUUGGUGUGUCUCUGCGUGAUAGCAGCCUGCGUACCCUGCGCGCACUCGUGGAAGUCCUGCGCCCUCUCAAAAACUGGUCAUGAAGGACGUAGUGCCAUUUGCGGGUGGCGUUGUGUCAACAACCAGAUUCGGACAGUUGGUCAUCGGUCCGCCCGGCAGCGGCAAGUCCACAUACUGCGACAGCAUGGCUAAACUGCUGACUGAGAUAGGGAGGAAGGUGGCCGUCAUCAACCUAGAUCCUGCCAAUGAUACACUGUCCUACACGGCUGCGGUAGACGUAUCUGAACUGAUCACAGUGGCUGAUGUGAUGGCACACGUCGAACUGGGACCAAACGGAGGCCUUGUCUACUGCAUGGAGUAUUUGGAGCAGAACAUACAGUGGUUAACCGAGCAACUCGACAAGCUUCCAGGACAUUACUUCAUUUUUGACUGCCCAGGACAGGUAGAGCUGUACACGCAUCACAACUCCAUGAAGAACGUGAUGUUGAAACUACAAGAGCUAAACUUCCGCCUCUGCACAGUGCACCUGGUGGACUCUCAUUACUGCAGUGAUCCUGGUAAAUUUAUCUCCACACUGUUGCUGUCCAUGACGGCCAUGCUGCAGAUGGAGUUGCCCCACAUUAACGUCCUGUCCAAGGUGGACCAGGUGGACAAACACAGAGACAGACUCAGGUUUGGACUGGACUACUACACAGAAGUGCUGGACCUACAAUACCUGCUGGACUCUCUCCAACAGGAUCCCUUCACUGCCAAGUACAAGAAGCUGAAUGCGGCGCUAGUGUCACUGGUGGAGGACUACGGACUUGUGUCUUUCCUACCGCUGAGUGUCAAGGACAAGCAGACGUUGUUGCGUGUGAGAGCAGCUACCGACCGGGCCGGGGGGUACGUGUAUGGAGCGGGGGAGGAGCGCAGCGUACAGGCCAUGCUGGCGGCGUGCGCGGUCGGAGCAGAGUGCGAGGCCGAUCGUACAGGCAGUGUUCGAGACAAGUAUACUCCCGCCGAUGAAGAUAUGGUCAUGUGCGAUACCGAAGAACCGAGUUAAUAAAUAUUUUGUUUUUUAAAUAA